Candoia aspera is the source of this 3467-nucleotide messenger RNA. It is a transcript of the gene PRDM1, whose product is annotated as PR/SET domain 1. Gene Ontology annotation, molecular function: RNA polymerase II cis-regulatory region sequence-specific DNA binding; DNA-binding transcription repressor activity, RNA polymerase II-specific; protein binding. Lineage: Eukaryota; Metazoa; Chordata; Lepidosauria; Squamata; Candoiidae. Gene Ontology annotation, biological process: cell fate commitment; regulation of transcription by RNA polymerase II. Bases 219 to 2531 code for a protein of 770 amino acids. The record is from RefSeq and is a predicted model, not a curated record. The transcript is spliced from 7 exons. Gene Ontology annotation, cellular component: cytoplasm; nucleus.
CCCGAGCAACCAAAGUUAAAUCUCGAGGCAUGAGUCGGUCUUACUUCCACGGGCUAAGUGGAAGGCAGGGGAAAUGUUUGCUCUUUAGAUAUGUGUGAGACUUACCUGAAACGCCAGGCUGCCAGCUGGAAGUAUUUGUGGACUGUACCUCGGCUGCUGUACCGUGUAGUUCAUAUAUUGUGAAUUCCCGAGGACAGAUCAAAGGGACAAAAUUGAUAAUGAAAAUGGACAUGAAGGAUGCUGAUAUGACUGUAUGGACAGAAGCUGAAUUUGAAGACAAGUGUACCUACAUUGUAAAUGAUCAUCCCACAGAACCCAGCUCUGCAGAAGGUUGCACUCAGGCCGAAUCUUCUUUGCCAAGGAACUUGAUUUUCAAAUAUGCAGGAAAUUGCAAAGAGGUUAUUGGAGUUAUCAGCAAAGAUAUUAUCCCCAAAGGAACACGCUUUGGACCAUUGGUUGGUGAGAUCUACACCAGUGACACAGUUCCUAAGGAUGCAAAUAGAAAAUAUUUUUGGAGGAUCUAUUCUGGUGGUGAACUUCUCCAUUUCAUUGAUGGAUUUAAUGAAGAAAAAAGCAAUUGGAUGCGUUAUGUAAAUCCUGCCCACUCUGUUCAGGAGCAGAACUUGGCUGCAUGUCAGAAUGGCAUGAACAUCUACUUCUACACCAUCAAACCUAUUCCUCCUGGCCAGGAAUUGCUUGUAUGGUAUUGUCAGGACUUCGCAGAUAGAUUGCAUUAUCCUUCCACUGGAGACCUGGUGACAUUGAAUACACAAAGCCACAGUAGGCCAAAGCAACAAACCAGUGACAAAGAUGAACUUUUUCAGAAAAAUCUUCCUAGAAGAGAACAUAGUGUAAAGGAAAUCCUAAAAACUGACUCCAGUCAUCCUAGAGGAAGGGACUUAUGCUAUAGCCAUGUUGUUCCACAUACUGAAGAAAAAGCCUCAGAGGUCUUAAAGAAAAAUUGUAGUCCAGAAAGGAGGCCUUUCUAUCCUCGAGUUGUCUACCCCAUCCGACCUCACAUUCCAGAAGAUUACCUGAAGGCUUCCCUAGGUUAUGGGAUUGAUAGACCUAGUUACAUGGCUCACUCACCUGUCCAGUCUUCCACCACCCCGAGCCCUUCAGCAAGAAGUAGCCCAGACCAAAGUUUAAAAAGUUCCAGCCCUCACAGCAGUCCAGGAGUUACAGUUUCACCCUUAGCUUCUGUGACUCAAGAGCACAGGGAGUCUUAUCCUUACUUGAAUGGACUGUAUAAUGCAGAAGGAUUAGGGUCAUAUUCUGGAUAUGCCCCCUCAAGCCAUCUUUCACAAGCCUUUCCCUACCCCAAAUUUCUAUUACCACCAUACAGCAUGAGCAUCAAUAAUUUCAAUCUCUUUCCAAGGAUGUGUCCUUUUUAUAGCAGCCUCUUCAGUGGGGGAAGCCUUUCUCCUCAUAUGCUGAACUCAUCUGGCCUUCCAAGUUCCUUGCCAUCAGAUGGGAGCCGUCAGCUCCUACAGCUGGAUCAUCCAAGGGACCUUCUCAUCCCUGCACACAACAGUGCCUUCUCCAUCACAGGAGCUGCUGCCAGCAUGAAAGACAAGCCAUGUAGCCCCACUAGUGGGUCACCCACAGCAGGCACUGCAGCCACUUCUGAACACACCAUGCAACCUAAACCUACCUCGGCAGUAUUGGCUGCCACUAGCAGUGAAGAAGCCAUAAAUCUCAUCAAGAGCAAGCGAAACAUGACCGGUUACAAAACCCUUCCCUACCCCCUGAAAAAGCAGAAUGGCAAAAUAAAGUAUGAAUGCAAUGUCUGCUCCAAAACCUUUGGCCAGCUCUCCAAUCUGAAGGUGCAUCUUCGAGUACAUAGCGGAGAAAGACCAUUCAAAUGUACUACUUGCAAUAAAGGAUUCACCCAGUUGGCUCACCUCCAGAAGCACUAUCUGGUACACACAGGAGAGAAGCCUCAUGAGUGUCAGGUCUGUCAUAAACGAUUCAGCAGCACAAGUAACCUGAAGACCCAUCUGCGGCUGCAUUCAGGAGAAAAACCUUACCAGUGUAAGCUGUGCACUGCUAAAUUCACCCAGUUUGUGCACCUAAAGUUGCACAAACGGCUCCAUACCAGAGAGCGCCCACACAAGUGUAUCCACUGCCAUAAGAGUUACAUCCACCUUUGUAGCCUCAAGGUCCACCUGAAGGGAAACUGCCCUGUAAUCCCUGCCCCCGACCUUUCUACAGAGGACCUCAAUCGGAUCAAUGAGGAGAUAGAGAAAUUUGACAUUAGCGACAGUGCGGACAGGUUGGAUGAUGUCGAGGACAAUGUUGAUAUAGCAUCAGUAGUAGGGAAAGAAAUACUUGCUGUGCUUAGAAGUGAGAUAGAAGGAGCCACGAUGAAAGCAUCGUUGCAAAGGAACCUGGGGAACGGGCUGAUCAACUCUGGGUGUAAUCUUUAUGAAGCGUCAGAUGUGUCAGUUGUGAAGUUGCCUCAUGCUCAUCCACUACCUCAGGUACCUAUCAAGGUCAAGCAAGAAACAGUCGAACCAAUGGACCCUUAAGUGCUGUGGGAUGUGCAUGGGUAUGGUGUGUGAGAGUAUAUGCAUGUGCAUUAGUAUGUGUAUUAGUAUGUGUGGCAAAGGAGUGGUUUUUUUUUUUUAAUUUAUGACCUGGCAAGACAGGGUGCCUGUAGCAAUUGCUUGUAUAUACUAUCAACGCUGCAAAGCAACCUCAGCUUACAGUAGCUUCUCCAGUUGAAAGAAGGAAUUUCCAUGUUGUAUUCUCAGGGCAUAAAAAGAGGCCAAGACUGUCCAUUGCCUCUCCCACUUCCAAAAAAGACAAUCUAAUAUCUAUAAUCAUUUUCCAGUAAUAGUACUUCAUAAUUUAUUAUGCAAUUUACUAUUCAAAAAGCAAUAGCUAGAAUAAUAUUUACAAUGAUAGGAAAAUUCAUUGUAAAUGGAAUAUGAGUGGUUUUCUUUGUUGUUUGUUUUGUUUGUCUUGUGGCUGUUCUCCAUAGAGUUGAUUCCUGUAUAUCUGUUUAACAAUAACAAAAUAAUAACAAAACCCUGUGUCUGACUAGGCUGCAAAGGGGGAAAUGUUAACAUGCCUAUUUCAGGCAUGAUGUUUUGUUUUGCCAAAGGUAAAUCCUCAAAAUUCAUUUGGUUGGAACAGUGCUGUAUAACUGAACAAAGUAGGUAAACAUGUGAAAUUACUCUAAAAUAUAUACAGCAGAGGAAGAAACUCAUGUCUAGGAUGAGUGGAAAAGUAAAAUGUCAGACAGAAUGCAUCAAAAACAGUCCUUUCCACAAAACACGUAGUUUUACCUCAUGGUUGUGAGCAAUACUCUUAGAAAAUAACGUUUUCCUCCUCUUGCAUACUGUUCAUAUAAGUAUACAACACAUGAGACCGUAAAGAUUCUCCCUGCAAAGAAGGGGUGUUGCUGAGGCAUUGGCUGGUUAGGUCCCAAACCUCACAUGGAGAUUCUGUGAGGGAAAUAC